Messenger RNA from Meleagris gallopavo (turkey), 1232 nucleotides. Its product is annotated as homeobox protein HMX2-like. Gene Ontology annotation, biological process: regulation of transcription by RNA polymerase II. The record is from RefSeq and is a predicted model, not a curated record. Gene Ontology annotation, cellular component: nucleus. Gene Ontology annotation, molecular function: DNA-binding transcription factor activity, RNA polymerase II-specific; RNA polymerase II transcription regulatory region sequence-specific DNA binding. NCBI's taxonomy places the organism in Eukaryota, Metazoa, Chordata, Aves, Galliformes, Phasianidae.
AUGCGUGCACAUCCACAGCCGUCGCCGCGGGAUUCUGGGGGCUGCAGCAGGGAGAGCGGCAGGUGUUCAGCGGCGGGAGGCAAGAAGAAGACACGGACCAUCUUCUCCAAGAGCCAGGUCUUUCAGCUGGAGUCCACCUUCGACGUGAAGCGCUACCUAAGCAGCGCCGAACGAGCCGGCCUGGCCGCCGCGCUGCACCUCACCGAGACGCAGGUGAAGAUCUGGUUCCAGAACCGUCGCAACAAGCUCAAGAGACAGCUGUCGGCCGAGCCCGAGGGUCCGGGCCAAGCGGAACCCUCAGGAGAGCCCCCGCCGCCUCCCACCGCCUCUUUCUCCUUCCCGGCCCUAUACAAGGACAGCGCCCUGCUCAGCCGCUGCCUGCUGCCGCUCCCCUUCCCUCUGUUCUAUCCGGGCAGCGCCGUCCCCUACCUCUGCCUUCCCGGCCCAGUUAAGCACUUCAGCCUGCUGGAGGGGGACGUAUAGCGUCUCCCCCUGGCCCCCGCCCUGCCUAUUGACGGGGGCCGAUGUUCCCUGUGGCCCCGCCGUGUCACCGUCCGCUUUCGCCCCGACCCGCGGCAGUCGCUCCCAGGCCCGGGGUCCCUCACACGCCGUGUGCCGCGGUGUCAGAUCUUCAACGAGCGCUGCCCUCUGCUCGAGACGGAGAAGAACGGAGCUGCCAAAGAAACCGGGAUGUGCUGUGUCUCCCUUCCUUCCGCAGCCCCUCCGUGGCCGCGGUUUAGGAAAGACGAUAUUCUGCUUCAGCCCACGGGAAUGGUGUCAUCGCGGCUGCCCCCGCACCGUGCCUCCACCUGAGAGCGUUGGUUACAGCCCCAUCCACUCCGUACUCUCCUCUAUCUCACAUUCUCCGCCUUUAGUACCCCCCCCCUCCCGAAUAAUAUUUCCCCAUCUCUGACACUAUCAAAAUGCAGACAACUCUCUGAAUCUCUAUAGCUUCUCUGAAUUUUGAAUUUUCGAACCAAACAAGUCCUCUGUCACGCUUUGUGCUAACCGGUUCCCAAAUCAGGGCCCGUCUGAUGUUUUGCACACAAGUUACUCAUGCUCCUUAUGCUAACCCCGCCCCCGAUAGCUCAGAGGAUUAUUUUAUCUGCUGCCCUACUGUACCGAAGUGGUUUUUUUUAACCCCCCCUUAAAAUUUCCAACCGCAUUUGUCUUCUUUUGGUUUCCGAGUUCAAACGCUUUAUAUUACGAAUUGGGAAAUAAAGCUUUUCUAU